AUAAUAAUAUAAUUUUACCUAUUUGGCUGAAAAAAUCGAUAUUGUUCCUCCACGUCUAGUGUUGUUGCAUGCCGAUUAAUUACGACUAUCGAUAAUGCUGAUAAUACCAUCAGAAUCUAUGUAAAAACAGUGUUGUCGCUCGCUGUUUACGCACAGAUGUCUCUGCAAUCAAUCUAUUUUUAAAUUGUAUUAUUACCUGCAAAUUAAUCAAAUACCUGAUAUUCAUAACUGAGAAUCAUAUCGUCGGCAAUCAACAUGGAAUGUCAACGAACGGUGUGCUAGUGAUAGCUAUGUGAAACUCCUUGACCACACUGGACGACGUUUCACCGUAAAAAUCAGCAUUCUACAUUAUAUAAUUUGUAAUUAAGCGAAUUCGAUGUGAAUGCGAGACCAAAACAAAUAAACGGCAAAGCAAACAAAAAAUCAUUAGCGGCCUACCGCCAUAAACAAUGGUAACAAGUUAGCGAACGCACACACGACGCCUGCUUAGUGACGACCAAACAAAACAGCAACAACAAUGAAAGCUGCCGAUGUUGCUGUGCUAUCAUCAUCAUCCUCCUCCUCCACCACCUCCUCAUCGUCGUCAUCACCAACAAGUGACGAAACGACGCCGGCGGAUGUGUCAGCAGCGGCUGCUGUUAUUAUUUCACCCCGCAGCCCUGGAAAUGUCUUUCUGGAUCGCUUCUUUGGCGCCUUCCAGUGGGAGGAAUUUGCCUGUGGCUGCGGUUCCGCAUUCGUCAACAUCGCCGUCACAUAUCCCAUCUACAAACUCAUAUUCCGGCAAAUGCUGCACGGCGUUCCCAUGGGAUCGGCGUUACUGCAGCUGCGUCACGAGGGUCUGGGAUUCCUAUAUCGCGGCAUGUUGCCGCCGCUUGCACAAAAAACGAUCUCGCUGUCCAUUAUGUUUGGUGUCUUCGAUGGCACGCGACGUUAUCUGGUCGAGGAUUAUCGUCUGAACGAUCAUGGCGCUAAAGUCAUAGCUGGAGUUGUCGCCGGAAGCGUGGAAUCAAUUUUAUUGCCAUUCGAACGUGUCCAAACGCUGCUGGCUGAUUCAAAGUUCCAUCGGUAUUUCUCCAACACGCAGAGUGCGUUUAGAUAUGUAGUUACGAAUUAUGGAUUUCGGGAGCUGUACAGGGGCAUUGAACCAGUAUUUUGGCGCAACGGCUUGUCGAAUGCGCUGUUCUUCAUGCUGCGCGAGGAGGCCAGUGUUCGUUUACCAAAGAGGAAAUCGGUAUCGAGCAGAACUGCACAAGAAUUUUUUGCUGGUGCCGUCAUCGGUGCCAGCAUCAGCACAUUGUUUUAUCCACUGAAUGUGAUCAAGGUGUCGCUGCAAAGUGAUAUGGGUCAUCGAACGGAGGGCAGUUGGCAUGCCUGCAAACGAAUCUAUCGGGAACGCGACAGUCGGAUUGGCAACUUUUAUCGGGGCUGUGCAUUCAAUACGGGACGCUCCUUCAUCAGUUGGGGCAUCAUGAAUACCGCCUAUGAGAACCUGAAGAAGCUGUUCCAUCAACGUAGACUGCAUCCGCCAACAACGCAGUUGUCAUCGAACAAGUAGACAAACAACAACAAACAAAGAAAAUUGUGACGUAUCAUGUGCUAUGUAUUACGUAUUACGUAAAGAACACUAUAUAACUAUAACUACGAUAACUAGUAACUAACUAAGCUGAAUGUAUACAAAAAGAAUGAAUGAAUGUUUCCUUCUGCCUUUAACUAGCAAUUUUUUUCUCUUUGUUUUGUAAGUCAUAUUUAAGAGUGAGUUUCGUUGAGGAAUGCGACGUUUUAAGGCAUUCAAUGUAUGUAAAUUAUAUAUUUGUAUAUCAUUUAUAUAUACUUAAGUGCAUACAGACUGCAGCAAACUUAACAUUUAUUUCAAAAUAGUUACGAAAUAAAAACCAAAAAGAAGAUUGCAAUGCAAAAUAAAAAAGAAAGGCCGCCAAUAAAUAGGUACAAUAAUUGUGAGCAUUUAAAUCCAAAAACAACUAAAAAAAAAUUAGUUCUUAAACAUUGUAUAUACACAAAAUG
Drosophila albomicans is the source of this 2022-nucleotide messenger RNA. Its product is annotated as mitochondrial nicotinamide adenine dinucleotide transporter SLC25A51. Bases 518 to 1555 code for a protein of 345 amino acids. NCBI's taxonomy places the organism in Eukaryota, Metazoa, Arthropoda, Insecta, Diptera, Drosophilidae. The record is from RefSeq and is a predicted model, not a curated record. The transcript is spliced from 3 exons.